ACUAUAAUUCAUACAGCGCCCUAAAUUUUUAGGACAUUUGCGUCCACAAUCCCUUUUCCUUAUAUUUUCUUGGGUUUUCUGAAUUUACUCCAAAUUCGGCGACGAGGCCCACCCGAGAACAAUCAGUGACGACAUACAACUAUCGCGGAGGAGAAAAUCCGAAUUCGCUACAAUUGAGGAGGGUUCCCUCGUUGCGGGUUUUGCAUUUCUUCUUUCUUUCGGUUGUCUCCGUCUUUGAUCCCCCGAUUGAUCGGUGAAUGCAGGAGUAACCAGUUUGUAGCUGCCAAGGGUAUCGACAUGUUUUGAAGUUAAGGAUUCUAAGAGAUAUGCUACUUUCACUCUGACAAUGGAUGGGAAUACAAGAUUUGAAUUGUCUUCAGCCAGUCCUGAUUCAAAUUUUGCUGGGAAUUACCAAAAUGGGCAGAGGGGAUAUUCUGCUCCCACUUUAGGAAGGUCUUCUAGUUUCAGAGAGGGUUCAGAAAGUAGAAGUGCUGGGUCUGGGAAGGUGAAUUCUAGGGUCAGUGCUUCCCUUCCAAAAGAUGGCUCUAUGCUAUCACAAUACCUCAUGUUGGAGCCUAUUGUUAUGGGUGAUACAAAAUAUGCGCGGGGUGACUUCAGGAGGGUUCUGAGCCUUUCAGAAGAAAAUUCUUUUGGUGCAGCCCAUCUGAAGAGUUCACCUCCCAUGGUUGUUGAGGAACUAAAACGAUUAAGGGCAAAUGUAGCUGAUGUUUGUGCCAAAGCGAGUGGUAGGGCCAAGAAGUUGGAUGAGCAUUUGAACAAGUUAAACAAAUUUGUUGAGGCCAUGCCUACCAAAAAGCAGCAGCAGCAGCAGCAGCAGAGGAACGACAUGUUGACAAAUGACCGCCCUAGUGGCUCAACUUUGAAAAUUGGAUCUCAGCAUCGAAACCCUUCGGAAUUGGGAAGUCAAAAAUUUGAUGAUCGGCCUAAGAGUGCUGGUCUGAAUAAGCGCUUACGCACAUCAGUUGCAGAAACUCGGGCAGAAUGCAGGACUAAUGGUGCCUUGCGGCAGCCUUUGAUGGUGACAAAAGAACGAGAGCUGGUUAAAGAAAAUAAUGCUGAUUCUGAUGCGGUUGAUGAAAAAAUAAGGAGGUUACCUCCUGGUGGAGAAGGCUGGGAAAAGAAAAUGAAGAGGAAACGUUCUGUUGGUGCUGUAUUUUUGAGAUCUGCUGACAAUGAUGGCGAAGUGAAACGAAAUGUGCACCCUAAGCUUACUGUUGAAUCGAGCCUGCAGUCGAGCGAUUCCACCCAUGGCUUCAGGUCAGGGGCUUCUGGUGGGAACAACAAAUUAGACCCUCUGCCAUCUCCUGCUGGUUCUUCAGGUCGAAUGAACUUAAAAAAUGAACAAGAAAAACCAGUGCUUUCAAGAGAGAUUUCUGGUGGACCAAUCAAGGAGCGAGCUUUAGGAAAAGUAAAUGUUAAGUUGAAUAAUCGUGAGGAAAACCAUUCCGUGGGCCCUAGUCCAAUUGUAAAGGGAAAAGCCUCAAGAGCCCCAAGGAGUGGGUCCAUGGCUGCAGCCAAUGCAGUUGGUAAUAGUCCCCAAAUACCUGGAACUUUGGAGAGCUGGGAUCAGCCACAAGGUAUGAACAGAACUCCUGCAGUCAGUGGGCUUAACAAUCGCAAGCGUCCCUUGCCUGCAGGGUCAUCUUCCCCCCCAAUUACUCAAUGGGGUGGUCAGAGGCCGCAGAAGAUCUCUCGAACAAGGAGGACAAACCUUAUUCCUGUAUCAGGCCAUGAUGAAGUACCACUGCAGUCUGAAGGAUGCUCAUCAGAUAUUGUUCCUCGUAUUAGUAUUGGUGGGGUCAAUGCAUCUUUUCUCCCCAAGAGCGCUGCAAAUGGAAGCCAAAAUUUUAAAGUCAAGUCUGAAAACGUUUCAUCUCCUGCAAGAUUGUCAGAAAGUGAAGAAUCUGGUGCUGGUGAAACUCGGUUAAAUGAUAAAAGCAGUAGAGAAAUUGAAGAAAAAAGUGCAAAUGCUGGUCAGAAUGCUGUACUUCCUGCAAUUUCUAUGAAGAAGAAUAAAAUUGUGCUCAAAGAAGAAAAUGGUGAUGGUGUGAGAAGACAAGGGCGUAGUGGAAGGGUAUCGCCAUAUUCUAGAGCUAGCAUUUCUCCUACAAAUGAAAAAUUGGAUAAUGUAGUGCCAAGCAAGCCACCUCGAAAUGCAAGAUCUGGCUCUGACAAGACUGGAAGUAAAUCUGGCCGCCCCUUGAAGAAGCUUUCAGAUCGCAAAGGUUUUUCUAGACUUGGCCAUGUAGCAAAUGGCGGUUCCCCUGACUGUAGUGGGGAAUCAGAUGAUGAUCGUGAGGAGCUCGUAGAAGCUGCAAAGCUUGCUUCGUGUUCUAACUUUAAUGCGUGUUCAAGUGCAUUCUGGAAAACAUUUGAUGCUUUGUUUGCUUCGGUUGAACAAGAUGAUAAAUCAUUCUUGUCAGAACAGCUGAGAUUGGCUGAAGAAUCCCUUGGAAGUUUGUCUCAGAUCUGUAUCAAGAGCAAUUCUGCUGAUAUUAAAGUGGAUGAUAAUCACCAUGAAGAAAUGGCAGCAACAAACAACGUCAACCUCAAGGAUUCUUUGGAUCAAGUUGGGUUUCUUGGACAGUUUCAGAAUGCCUUUUUACCUCGGGGUUUGGAUGAAGAAAAGAAUGCGAAGACCGUUCCACUUUAUCACCGGGUACUGUCCGCUUUAAUUAUAGAAGAUGAAAUCAAUGAAUCUGAGGAAACUGGAUUUGGGAGACAAAGGAGUUCAGGCUAUGGUUCUUUACCCCUUACUGGCCUUGAAAGUACACGUAACGACGGGCUGGGAUAUUGUGAUACUGUUUUUGGUGUUCAAGGUCUGAAAAAUGGUAAUUCACAGAAUGUAUAUCCUUGUAAUGGUAAUAUGGGUGUUGAUGUGAGCCCUAGUGCUCUGGAUUAUAGAUGUAACGGUGAACUAAAACAAAGGGACAGUGGACGCAUGCACCCAGAUCUUGAAAUAAUACUUCAACUCUCAGGAUCUGGUUAUGUUCCGCAAAGUCUGCCGGAAAAUAAUGGUGACAUCUCUUCUUUUGGUACUCAAGAUGAACAGCUCCGUCUUGAAGAAAAGCUUACCCUUGAACUACAAAGCAUUGGCCUCUUUGUGGAAAAUGUGCCUGCUCUGGAGGACAAAGAAGAUGGGGUGUCUGAGGAAAUUGUUCAGCUACAGAGGAAACUUAAUGAGAAGAUGGGGAAGAAAAAGGCAUGCUUGGAUAAAUUAUACCAUGGGAUUCUAGAAGAGGACAAAAUUGGAAGGGAUUGCGAGCAGACUGCAAUGGAUAGACUUGUUGAGCUGGCAUACAAGAAACUUUUGUCAACUAAGGGAAGCUAUGCUACCAAACAUGGAACUCCGAAGGUGAAUAGACAAGUUGCUUUGAGUUUUGUCAAGAGGACGCUUGCUCGAUGUAGCAAAUUUGAAGAAACUGGAGAAAGCUCCUUCCCUGAUCCUGCACUUCGUGAUAUUCUCAAUGCAGCACCCCCUCGGUUUCCCGAGACGGAUUUGCUUUCUGAUUUGAACACUUUACACCCGUCUGCUGCUAAAAACUGGCCAUCAUCAAAUCGAGGAAAGAAGAAGGAAGUCUUGCUGGACGACGUUGGUGGUGGUUCUGCCUUCCGGGCCUCUUCUGCUCUCGGCACUUUGGGUGGUGCAAAGGGAAAGAGAAGCGAGCGAGACAGAGACAGGUUUCCUAAGGCAGGUCGGCUGUCUAUGGGCGGCUCCAAGGGCGAGCGAAAAGCAAAAUCGAAGCCCAAGCAGAAAACAGCGCAGCUCUCUACGUCAGGAAACACGUAUCUUGAAAAUCUUCCGGAACCAAAUACUGCUCCUGCCAAUUCCACCAUCAGCAAGAGAAAGGAUGUCCGGUUCAUGUCCACCGCAAACGGCCCAUCAGCAAAGGAAUCUGCAGACUUCGACAACCUGCAACUGGACGGCAUAGAUGAAGCGCUAGUUGACCCAGACGGCGGCGCCCCUCAAGACCUCAAUUCUUGGUUCAAUUUCGAAGUGGAUCCCAUGCAAGACCACAACAUAGCCGGCCUUGACAUACCCAUGGACGAUCUCUCGGAGUUACAGAUGUUUUGAUCGAGACUUGCAGAUUCUUGUACAGCAUCGAUCGGUGAUGGUGAUUCGAUACUUAUUUUGUUUAGGCGUUUCUUGUUGUCCUUUGGUGUAUUUCUGCACCAUAUGCUUAGUGCCGAAUGGCCCUUGUAAUUAUGCACUUUCUUUCCCUUUUUUUAGCCUUUGUUUGAACUUUUAAAUUCUUUACCAUAUGUUGGUCGAUCAUGUGUUUGCAGACAAUGAUGUUUC
Andrographis paniculata is the source of this 4321-nucleotide messenger RNA. RefSeq lists its product as uncharacterized. The record is from RefSeq and is a predicted model, not a curated record. The transcript is spliced from 16 exons. Lineage: Eukaryota; Viridiplantae; Streptophyta; Magnoliopsida; Lamiales; Acanthaceae. The coding region runs from base 347 to 4096 and encodes 1249 amino acids.